Fusarium sp. VM40 is the source of this 747-nucleotide messenger RNA. Lineage: Eukaryota; Fungi; Ascomycota; Sordariomycetes; Hypocreales; Nectriaceae. The record is from the annotation of a GenBank genome assembly.
AUGGCGGCAAAUGACCUUGAACCAGGGAUGGUCGAAGCGGUCGCUGGAGAGGACAGGGUCCGAUUCAACAUCAGAGAGGGCGGUUUCUCUAUCUUCGACCACCCUUUGGCCAAGAUGGACGACCUUUCCCAUCAGUUUGUCACCACAGUUCUAGUGGAAUUCGAAUGGUUUUUUGAGACAUCCUUCGGAUUCCACAUGUUCGUUGACAAGGCCAGGCCUUUCUUUCCUCGUCAAGAAACAGGCAAACUUAUUCUCAUGAUGGAGCUGGCAAUGUUCAGUAACACGGCACUAGCCUUGAAAGAGCCAUGGCUAGUAAAAAGAUGCGACAUGCCACAUGGAUGGAGCCAAGGAAUGACCAAAACCCUUAUGGUUUGGAUGGAGGCUGUCGAAGUGCUCCAACAGAUUUCAAACAGCCUUCAUAUCAAGAUGAUCCUACAUCAACCUUAUCGGGAUUUUGGCAUGCUUCGUGUAGCCACCCAGACACUUCGAAGCACGAACGUCACCUUGGGGCUGGAGCUCAUCGAAGAGAAUUGGGAGAAGAGUGAAAAUGCAGAGUUUUACAAAGCAAUGGCUGCAUUCGCCAUUACUGGUAUGGAAAUGGACGAUGUCCACGAGCAACGUCGACAGCAGAUGACAAAUGAUCAGCUAACCUGGCAUAUCGAUCGUGGAUGCAGAGGCAUCAGAUAUUUGGCUAUUUUGAUUCCGAAGCCGGACAACCGCGAAGCCGAAACAGGGCUUGAAGGGUAA